Molecule: messenger RNA, 2789 nt
Organism: Cebus imitator (Panamanian white-faced capuchin)
Lineage: Eukaryota; Metazoa; Chordata; Mammalia; Primates; Cebidae
Gene: TMPRSS11F
Product: transmembrane serine protease 11F
Exons: 10
Coding region: 50-1366 (438 amino acids)
Biological process (GO): proteolysis
Cellular component (GO): plasma membrane; extracellular region
Molecular function (GO): serine-type endopeptidase activity
Source: RefSeq, a predicted model, not a curated record
GAUACAGAUCAGAUGGUGACUGAAUAGAAGCUGCCCUAGUCCUGGGUUCAUGAUGUACGCACCUGUUGAAUUUUCAGAAGCUGAAUUCUCACAAGUUGAAUAUCAACGAAAACAGCAAUUUUGGGACUCAGUGCGGCUAGCUCUUUUCACAUUGGCAAUUGUAGCAAUCAUAGGAAUUGCAAUUGGUAUUGUUACUCAUUUUGUUAUUGAGGAUGAUAAGUCUUUUUAUUACCUUGCCUCUUUUAAAGUCACAAAUAUCAAAUACCAAGAAAAUUAUGGCCUGAAAUCUUCAAGACAGUUUAUAGAAAGGAGUCAUCAGAUUGAAAGAAUGAUGUCUAGGAUAUUUCGACGUUCUUCUGUAGGCAAUCGAUUUAUCAAAUCUCAUGUUAUCAAAUUAAGUCCAGAUGAACAAGGUGUGGACAUUCUUAUAGUGCUCAUGUUUCGAUAUCCAUCUACUGAUAGUGCUGAACAAAUCAAGAAAAAAAUUGAAAAGGCUUUAUAUCAAAGUUUGAAGACCAAACAGUUGCCUUUUACCAUAAACAAACCAUCAUUUAGACUCACACCUCUUGACAGCAAAAAGAUGAGGAAUCUUCUCAACAGUCGCUGUGGAAUAAGGAUGACAUCUUCAAACAUGCCAUUACCAGCAUCCUCUUCUACUCAAAGAAUUGUCCAAGGAAGGGAAACAGCUAUGGAAGGGGAAUGGCCAUGGCAGGCCAGCCUCCAGCUUAUAGGGGCAGGCCAUCAGUGCGGAGCCAGCCUCAUCAGUAACACAUGGCUGCUCACAGCCGCUCACUGCUUCCGGAAAAAUAAAGACCCAACUCAAUGGGUUGUUACUUUUGGUACAACUAUAACACCACCUGCAGUGAAACGAAAUGUGAAGAAAAUUAUUGUUCAUGAGAAUUACCAUAGAGAAACAAAUGAAAAUGACAUUGCUUUGGCACAACUCAGUACUGGAGUUGAGUUUUCAAAUAUCGUCCAGAGAGUUUGCCUCCCAGAUUCAUCUAUAAAGUUGCCACCUAAAACAAGUGUGUUUGUCACAGGAUUUGGAUCCAUUGUAGAUGAUGGACCUACACAAAAUAAACUUCGGCAAGCCAGAGUGGAAACCAUAAGCACUGAUGUGUGUAACAGAAAGGAUGUAUAUGAUGGCCUGAUAACUCCAGGAAUGUUAUGUGCUGGAUUCAUGGAAGGAAAAGUAGAUGCAUGUAAGGGUGAUUCUGGUGGACCUCUGGUUUAUGAUAAUCAUGACAUCUGGUACAUUGUAGGUAUAGUAAGUUGGGGACAAUCAUGUGCUCUUCCCAAAAAACCUGGGGUCUACACCAGAGUGACUAAGUAUCGAGACUGGAUUGCCUCAAAGACUGGUAUGUAGUGUGGAUUGUCCAUGAGUUGUACACAUGGCACACGGAGCUGAAACUCCUGCACAUUUUGUAUUAUUUAUAUUUAUGUAGUUUGGAUUAGUGCUUUUGGUUGCUGUCAAGAAACCCUUCAGACCCAGACAAAUCUAAUAUCUUGAGGUGGCCUUUACGUACGUAAGACCAAACUCUGUCUACCAUGAGGGAAGAAGACAGCAAAUGACAGACAGCGCCUAUUCCUUACUCACAAGGGAAGCUGCUUGUAUUACCUCCUAAUAAGAUAAAUAAGUGGUUUCCCUCAAUCGAAGACGGGAACAUCAUUUUCCACAGGAUAUGAAGAGCUGCCAGUGCUGCCAAAAUUAUACCUCAUAUAAUACCUGGAGCACCUGAGAUUCUUCCUUGUGAAAAAAGCGGUCUGCCUUGAAGACUCAGAACUUCAACAUUCUAGAACUAAUAAGUGCACAUUCAGUGUGCAAGAAUGGAGAAGCGUGGGAUUUGCAAUAUAACUUGAACUCUAACCUGGGCUUAUAUCUAAUAAUACAGAGGACUAUCAUUAACCUCAAGAGUUGACAUUUUAAAAGUAUUUAAAUGUAUCUGAACUUGCUGUUAACACAGUGUUAUAUACUCAAGCACUAGCUUCGGGAAGUAUAUUGUGUUGUUAAGAAGCAUUUCUGAUUUAUUCUUUAACGGCAUCUUGCCAUCCAUAUGUUAGUUGCAGUCAGCCCAGAAAGGGGGGAAGAAACUUGAGAGCAUUUUUCCAUGAGUACAAGGAGGAUAAUAGAAGUGGAUGAAGGCUAGGAGAGUUGGUUUCAAAUAAUUAGUAACAGGACAAGCACUCUAAUUUUUUAUGAAAUGAGCCACCUAAUUAUUUACUUAGAAAUAUUUAUAUCAGUAUAUGGCAACUGGUACUUUUGAAAGUCUUCAGCUCGCUGACAAGUCAGACAUCUGUCAGAGUAUCAGGUCAGCUGUCUAUCAGAAUAUCAGAGCUGAUUUGUGUAAAGCUUUGUGUGAAGCACUUAGGACAGUGCCUGACAUACUAUGCGCUGAAUAAAUCAUUGUUACAUGGAAAUGAAUGCCUUGGCAAGCUUUGAGAUAAAUGACCUCAAUUUUCUCAGAUAAGUACUACAUACAGCUCAAAUCCUAAUGAUGGUAGUAGUGGUAGAAAGCACGGGCUUUGAACCAGUCUGCUCAAGCUGGAACAUUGUCUCUGCCUCAUACGAGCCUUGUGUCCUUGCUCAAGUUACUUAACAUCUCUCUUCAUUAACUCUUUCACCUCUACAAUGGGAAUAAAAGUGGCACUACCUCAUAUAGUUAUUCUGAGAAUUAAAUGAAUUAAAACAAGUAAAACACUUGCAAUAGUGUCUGCACACAGUAGGUUCUCAAUAUGGAUUAGCUACUAUUUAUCAUUAAUAAUGUGUUUUAGAAUCAAUAAAACUUACC